AGAUAUGAUUUGCGCGUAAAGGAAGGAAUCCCCUCUCCCUCACUCUCUCUCUCUCUCUCUGUGUCGGUAACGAAAUGGAAAUUUGUUCGAUCCCCACAUGAAACACUGAGGCUCAAAAAACCCGUCGGAGGCAAUAGAUUAGAGACUGCGAGAGAGUAUAGUAUCAGAGAGUAAUGGAUAGAAGAGUACGAGAUGAGAACAAGGCGGAGAUCUUCUUCUUGGCUACCCUGGUGCUGUGGUUCGUUUCGGUUUUGUUCGAAGUAGUAUUCAACAAGCGGAAGGAGCUCCUCAGUAUCCUCGCUGGCUGUUGCUUUUUUCAAACGGCCAACUGGAUCAUCAGCUUUUGCUUCUCUCCGGAUCCUCUCUUCGUCAAUACUUCCGUCUCUCUCCUCCACUCAUCAAUCACCGCCGCCUCUGUGGUAUUCAUUUUGGUUAAUGAGUGGUUGAAAAAUGGAUCGUACGGGAUGUUUGAUCACUCACAAUUGUUUGGGGGAACUUGGCCGUGGGCAUAUCCCACUUUGUGCUUCUCAUGCGGUUACUUUGCAUAUGAUCAGUGGGAUAUGCUGCAUUACCGGUUAUACAAUGGUUGGAUCCCUGCCAUCUUAGUCCAUCAUCUGAUACUCCUGAUCUGCUUUUCUCUUGCUUUAUAUCGAAAUGUCACCAUCAACUACCUCAUUCUCACUCUCAUUUGUGAGCUGCAUUCUAUAUUUCUGCACGUGAGGAAAGUGCGAAGAAUGGCUGGUAUUCGUGAUGCCAAGAGCAGAAUUGUGAGGUUAGAAUGGGUUCUUAAUUGGAUCACUUUCGUUGUAGCACGGCUGGUAUCUCACGUGCUCAUCACCGUCAAGCUCCUUAGAGAUGCUGAUAAGUUUGGACAGGGUGUCGAGCUGCCGCUUGCCUUAUUUGGGAUGGCUGGAAUGAAUUUACUUAAUGUUUUUCUUGGCAUUGAUCUUUAUAAUGCUUUCAGGAGAGAGAGAAAUCACCGAGGGAAUGGUCGUCGCCGUCAUGAAGGAGAGAAGGAAGGCUAGAAAGAGUUGUAACUGUAUUUUUAUGUUCUAUCAUUCGUUAUAUUCUUUUUGUUCGAGAAAUUGUUUGCAAAAAAUGAACUUCACAGUAACAAAAAACACCAAUGUAUGAUAUUAUAUUAGACAUGUGAAAACAGUGAUUUGAAGUACAAUACGAUGGUU
This is a messenger RNA of Juglans microcarpa x Juglans regia, 1184 nucleotides long. Its product is annotated as TLC domain-containing protein 2. The transcript is spliced from 3 exons. Bases 174 to 1025 code for a protein of 283 amino acids. Lineage: Eukaryota; Viridiplantae; Streptophyta; Magnoliopsida; Fagales; Juglandaceae. Gene Ontology annotation, biological process: phospholipid homeostasis; plasma membrane organization; regulation of membrane lipid distribution. The record is from RefSeq and is a predicted model, not a curated record. Gene Ontology annotation, cellular component: plasma membrane.